Suillus bovinus is the source of this 1788-nucleotide messenger RNA. RefSeq lists its product as uncharacterized. The record is from RefSeq and is a predicted model, not a curated record. Bases 1 to 1788 code for a protein of 595 amino acids. The transcript has 12 exons. NCBI's taxonomy places the organism in Eukaryota, Fungi, Basidiomycota, Agaricomycetes, Boletales, Suillaceae.
AUGGUGACAAGUAUGAAGCCUACCACGAACCAAAGAAACCAAGCGGCAACACUGCAAUCACCUCGAAAGUUCCAGAAGGCACCGACGUCCAACGAGGAGAAAAGUAGCCAAACAACAUUCCUGACGCACCACAUGGACCUUGCCCAAUCAUUUCGGAUCAGCUCAGCCGAGCAACAGAGUCCCCGUAAACUUGAACGGAUCAAGAAGGGACUCGAGGAGGAUCGUGGAUACCUGUCGGAUGGCGGAAAAGUUAGUAUUGCCCCCACAAGCCCUGCCCCGCCGCCCCAAAUACCACGUGGGUUGCAUCCCCCUCGUGCAUCGCCGACACAGCGCCCAUCGACAUCUCCUCAGUCAUCCUCACUUGCCACCCACCCAACUCCACACUCCAGCAUGACACUCUUAAAUGGGAAGCCAAACAAAAUACUUUUCUAUCAUGCCCACGACCCAUACUAUGGAUUCACUAAUUUCUCAUCCGACCCAAUUGAGUACCAUGGAAAGAAAUACCCCACGAGCGAACAUCUCUUCCAGUCGCUGAAAUUCAUGGAACGCCGCCCCGAGCUCGCAGAGCACAUUAGGACCUGUUCAACGCGUCCACGUGUAGUGUUUGACGAAGCCCACAGGUUUAGUCCCGAAGUGCGAUCUGAUUGGCUGCAAGUGAGGAUUGAGAUGAUGGACCUUGUUCUCUGGCAUAAGUUCUCGCAGAACAGACAUCUAAAGAAAGAACUACUCUCUACUGGAGAUGCAGAGCUUGUCGAGGAUUCUGAUAAGGACUCGUUUUGGGGUAUUGGGAUAGAUCAAAAAGGCCAAAACCAGUUGGGAAAGGCUUUGGCUGAGAGCGAGAUGGUGGGGGGUGUUGCACAAUGCAAACUUCAAGUAGAGAGAUCCGUCUGUGGAGAUUUGAGACAGCAUUUAAUGCUGGUGUUGGACUUACCUAUUGGAAAGGAAGGGUCAGGCCUCAGAAAGUAUCGCGUUAUUUUCAGCCUGGCCCUACAUACUACAACAACAUCUGACCUUGUAUGGAAACUCAUUGCCGAGGUCAAGAGGCCAGUCAACCUCAAAGUCUUAUUUGGCAUCAAAGAAGACAAUGAUGUGCAUGAACCAUUGUCAUUCGAAGCACAUAUUGAUAUUUCCCAGUCUAAAACAGCAAACACCAUUUUACCUGAGGUGUUUGCUUUGGAUCCAAGGACAGCGAUAGAUCAGACUCGGAAAAAGGUUGAAUUGCAUCGGGUUACAUACAUGAAGCAUGCUGCAGCCUUGAAACAGACUGGUGGAGGUUUGAAAGAUGGUGAGAACCCUUCAGAUAAAAAUUCUGACGUGGUUUUUGACUUCUACAUCCCCUCGAGUGGUCCUGACCAUGAUACGCUGAUAGAGGCGAAAAACCUUUGGGAUGCAAUCACUGCAAAAUGGCCUUUCUUUCCAAAUUGUCACCGAAUUUGGGCAACUUGCCCAAAUGUCAACCCCCCAGCUGUGACCACAGGUGUUGGGCCACAUGGUUGUCAUGUCACAUUCAUGCAGCCACCUAAUGAUGGGCUUGAGAACAUAGACCCAGUUCUGCUUGCUGAGUCUGAUGCUGCUCAGAGCUUAGCAAUGGCUGUGCCCAAGACUCCAGAGUCUCAGUACACUUUUGGCACUGAUAUAUCUAAUACUUUAAAGAUACCUGCUCGAAAUGUUCAUCAUGGGAAAACCCUUUCUAUCUCUGAAAGUGCACUCGAGAAGGCGAGAGCUUCAAUUAAGAAGCUCCCUCAAAAGUGUUCUUUCGAGGACUCCAUUCUCAAUCUCCAACGGUGA